AUGAUGUAUGGACUUUCACAGGUCGAUCCUGGCUAUUUCGUUCACCUCACGCUCUAUGACUUCGAGACUGAGGCUUGUUGUGACAAGCUGUACAUCUGGGAUGGAGCAGACACUUCAGCAGCCACGCUUGCUAAUGUGUCUGGAGAUGCUACGGGAAUGACAUUCAGCUCUUCUGGAUCUAUAAUGACAUUACUAUUUAAUACCGAUAUCACUGGACAGGAGCGUGGAUUUGCCAUUCACUAUGAAAUGGUUCAAAAAGACACUCAGUACUCGGAGCCAAGCACAUGUCAGUCGGGACUGUUCACAUCGGGACUUGGGUUUGUGACGUCGCCCAAUUGGCCAUCCAAUUACCCAAAUGACAUCACCUGCAACUACCUGAUGACGAUGCCUAAAGGGAGCAGGCUGGUGUUGACGUUUGUGGCGUUCUCGACAGAGGCAUGCUGCGAUAAAGUGGAAAUCUACGACGGACCAAAUGCCACCUAUCCGAAGUUGGCUGUACUUUCUGGCAGUUCAGUCGUCAAUACGACGUACUACUCAACCCAGCAGAGUCUAUUCCUCACGUUCUACUCCGACUACACCGAAAGCGACAAAGGAUUCAGUGCAUAUUAUAAGCAGAUUGUAGAUAGUCGUAAACUCUGA
Molecule: messenger RNA, 639 nt
Organism: Cooperia oncophora
Lineage: Eukaryota; Metazoa; Nematoda; Chromadorea; Rhabditida; Trichostrongylidae
Source: the annotation of a GenBank genome assembly